AUGGGAUCUCAAGGGGGUGUUGGUACUAACAGCAUUGGUGGAAGCCAAAUCCAAGAUCCAAAAUCUGGCUCACUUGUAAGGCAAGGAUCUUUGUACAGCCUCACUCUUGAUGAGGUUCAAAAUCAUUUAGGGGAUUUGGGUAAACCAUUGAGCAGCAUGAAUCUUGAUGAGCUUUUGAAGACUGUUUUUAAUGUUGAGGCUCAUCAAGGAACUGGUGGUGGUGAUUUUGGAGCAAAUCAGCAUGGGCAGCUUCCCUCUGCUUUAGAUAGACAAUCAAGUCUUACGCUGUCAAGGGAUCUGAGUAAGAAGACUGUUGAUGAGGUCUGGCAAGAUAUUCAACAAGGACAAAAAAGAGCAAAUCAUGAGAGGAAAGUACAGGAGAGACAAGUGACUCUUGGUGAAAUAACGCUAGAAGACUUCUUGGUCAAGGCAGGAGUGGUUGCUGAACCUGCGCCAAAGAAGAAUUCUGGUUCAAGUGUAGUCGUGGAUGCAGUGGCACUUCCACAGCAGAGUGUUCCACCUCAGGCCCAGUGGAUGAACUAUCAGAUUACCCCAAUUCAUCAGUCACCACAACAAUUGCAGCUUCAACAGCAGCAGCAACAAAGCGUCGUGCCUGUUUUUGUGCCUGGUCGUCCAGUUCAACAACCAAUUAGCUUGGGUUCAAAUACAAUGAUGGAUGCUAGUUUUCCUGAAACUCAAAUAACCAUGUCCCCGUCCACUUUGAUGGGAACGUUAUCGGAUACACAAACACCAGGAAGAAAGAGGGUUGGUUCUGGUGAUGUGAUGGAAAAGACGGUUGAAAGGAGACAGAAGAGGAUGAUAAAAAACCGGGAAUCUGCAGCUCGUUCACGAGCAAGGAAACAGGCUUACACACAUGAGCUGGAGAACAAGGUCACUCGACUAGAAGAAGAGAAUGAACGGCUCAAGAGACAGAGGGAGAUGGAGAAAGCACUACCAACUGCACCACCUCCGGAACCCAAGUAUCAGCUGCGCAGAACAAGUUCUGGCCCUAUUUGA
Oldenlandia corymbosa var. corymbosa is the source of this 1017-nucleotide messenger RNA. Lineage: Eukaryota; Viridiplantae; Streptophyta; Magnoliopsida; Gentianales; Rubiaceae. The record is from the annotation of a GenBank genome assembly.